This is a messenger RNA of Oryzias latipes (Japanese medaka), 6897 nucleotides long. Lineage: Eukaryota; Metazoa; Chordata; Actinopteri; Beloniformes; Adrianichthyidae. The record is from RefSeq and is a predicted model, not a curated record.
GUCAAAAACAUUUUCCUCAGCACGAGCAGAAAAUGUCAUCAAAGGUUGAAUGGAAAAGAAAGGGAUUAUUGUGAAAAAAAAAAGAUUAAUAAGUUGCAGAAAAUCUGUUUCUGCGUUUCCUAAUUUUUGCCACAGCAGUCUGCAGUUUAGAUGCUCAAAAAUGAAUUUGUUCUCAAGUGCCUUCUUGAAAACUGAAUGGUUUAAUUUGACACUGAUUGAGUGAAGAUGUAAAGACAUGGAGCAUUCAGGCUUUGUGCGACACUGAGCGCCUAUUGGUGUCUGAUUGUUUUCCUGUCUCAGAGAUAAUAUUUGUUUCCAAUUUUGUGCAGCUGUUGUUUGUUGGAGUAAGAGUGCAGAAAGACUGUUUAUUUUGAUAGAUUCCUAUUUUCUUUGCCCUCAUUUUGCAGAAUUUAUCACAUUUGGUCAAAUUCAAAGGAUCAAAUUAACAAAUAAAUGAUAUGUCGCCAAAGAUUGAGGAGAGGACGUGUUCCUGCCACCGUACGUGAUCCUCCUUUAAAAAUAGGAUCAGAAUGGGUUACAACAGAGGGAAAUGUUAUUACACGGAGAUGGUAAAUACUAUUAAAGGUGCUGGAGGGGCCCCUUUAUGGUCGUGGGUUCUGGGCGCUAAUGCGAGCCAACUGCUCCCCAACAGGCCGGAGAAGGGGAGCUCGCUCUUUCCUCUCCUUCCUUUGUUUGGCCAAAAUAACAUCACAAAACCCCGGAGAGAGCGGUAGGAGCGGGAGGGCUCUUUCCAGUUUGAAGCACAAAGAGCAGGAAGGUGGAGAAAGGAAAAAAAGAAAAAGAAAGAGCAAGACGUCACCUGCCAUCUUCUAUCAAGGCAGGUCUGACUGCUGUCUCGUCCAAUUUCUUCAACUCACUCGUGGUGGAAAGUUGGACAAACAAAUGGACAGAGAGAGGGGGGGCUACAGGAAGGGAUGAGUAAUCAUCGAUGGCUCUGGAAUCGGAUUGAUUUUACAUGAGAGACACUGGAUGCGAUGGUGAAAGAUGAGAAGCUGUGCUCCUUCCGACCUCAGCAAUCACUGAAGUUGUACAAGUUAUCUAACAAUCCACCACGAAGGGUUGAAUCCCCGCUGCGAGCCAUCAGGCCUCUGGAAAGUUUGCAUACAACAGCACAAUGGCUUCUGCACAGUGGAGGGGUCCAGUGUUUGGCUGCCUCCUGUUCCUUCUCCUUUGCUUUCAGUGUUCACAAGGUUUCAGCCGUGCGGCACUGCCUUUCGGGCUGGUCAGGCGUGAGCUCUCGUGUGAAGGAUAUUCAAUUGAUCUCCGCUGCCCCGGGAGUGAUGUCAUUAUGAUCGAGACGGCUAACUACGGCCGCACCGAUGACAAGAUCUGCGACGCUGACCCAUUCCAGAUGGAGAAUGUCAACUGUUACCUCCCUGAUGCCUACAAGAUUACAUCACAAAGGUGCAACAACCGUACGCAGUGUGUGGUUGUCACUGGCUCUGAUGUCUUUCCUGAUCCAUGCCCUGGCACCUACAAGUACUUAGAGGUCCAGUAUGAGUGUGUUCCUUAUAAAGUGGAGCAAAAAGUUUUCAUUUGUCCUGGGACUCUAAAAGGAAUCGGAGCAGCCACCUUCCUGUUUGAGGCCGAGCAGCAAGCCGGGUCGUGGUGCAAAGACCCUCUGCAGGCUGGGGACAAAGUCUUUUUCAUGCCCUGGACUCCAUACCGCACAGACAUGCUCUUGGAGUAUGCCUCUCUGGAAGACAUCAAAAACGGUCGUCCGACGACCUCCUAUAAACUGCCGCACCGCGUGGACGGGACAGGCUUUGUUGCGUAUGAUGGUGCCAUCUUUUUUAACAAGGAACGCACACGCAACAUUGUUAAGUUUGACCUCCGCACACGCAUCAAAAGUGGUGAGGCCAUCGUCAACAAUGCCAACUACCAUGACACUUCUCCCUACCGUUGGGGUGGCAAGACGGACAUUGACCUAGCAGUAGAUGAGCGGGGACUGUGGGUUAUCUAUGCCACAGAGCAGAACAAUGGACGGAUAGUGGUGAGUCAGCUCAACCCAUACACGCUCCGCUUCGAGGCUACCUGGGAGACGGCGUACGACAAGCGCUCAGCCUCCAACGCCUUCAUGGUGUGUGGAGUGUUGCAUGUGGUGCGCUCAACGUAUGAGGAGAACGAAAGUGAAGCAAGCCGGAGCCAAAUCGAUUACAUCUACAACACCAAACUGAGCCAGGGCGAGUACACCAACAUCCCCUUCCCUAACCAGUACCAGUACAUCACCGCUGUGGAUUACAACCCAAGGGACAACCAGUUGUACGUGUGGAAUAACUUUUACAUCGUCCGCUACGACCUGGAGUUUGGCCCGCCGGAUCCGGCUGAAGUGCCGGCCAUCGAGGGCGUCUCUGUCUCCUCAUUUACACCCAAGACCACCACAGAGUUCACCUCCACUGUUGCCACCAUGAGGGGCCAAAGUGACACCACUGUUGGGGGAUCAGAUCCAAGAGAAGGAAGAGAUCCCUUUGAGGGCAGCCAGAGCUCCGUAACGUCGGAGCCUACAGUUCCUGAGCUGCCGCAGACGCCAAGGCGCUUCUGUGAGGCGACCAGGAGGAGGGCUAUCGACUGGCCCCAGACUCACACUGGGACCACCGUUGAGAGGCCCUGUCCAAAAGGGACUAAAGGCAUCGCCACUUUCCUCUGCAGUGUUGUGGGGACCUGGUGCUCCAAAGGACCAGACCUGAGCAACUGCACCUCCCACUGGGUGACUCAGGUGGCACAGAAGAUCCGGAGUGGCGAAAAUGCAGCCAAUUUAGCCAACGAGCUAGCGCGGCACACGCAGGGUCCGGUGUUUGCAGGAGAUGUCAGCUCCUCGGUGCGCCUGAUGGAGCAGCUUGUGGACAUCCUGGAUGCUCAGCUGCAGGAACUGAGACCCAACGAGAAGGACUCAGCUGGCCGCAGCUUCAACAAGCUUCAAAAACGAGAGAAGACAUGCCGAGCGUACAUGAAGGCAAUUGUGGACACAGUUGACAACCUACUGAGGCAGGAAGCGCUGAAAUCAUGGAAAGACAUGAAUUCCACAGAACAAACACACGCAGCCACGAUGCUCCUGGAUACCCUGGAGGAGGGCGCGUUUGUCCUUGCGGAAAACCUGAUUGAGCCUGCGAUCGUGAAAGUGCCUGCAGAGAAUAUCAUGCUGGAUGUGUAUGUGUUAAGCACUGACGGUCAGGUGCAGGACUUCAGGUUUCCACAUACGAACAAAGGGGGGGCUACACUUCAACUCUCCUCCAACACGGUGAAAGUCAACAGCAAAAACGGUGUGGCCAAGCUGGUAUUUGUGCUUUACAAGCACCUGGGUCAGUUCCUCAGCACAGAAAACGCCACGCUGAAGGGAAUGGGGGAUCUGAACAAACACAACCUCUCCCUGACUGUUAACUCCCACAUCCUGUCAGCCUCUAUUACAAAGGAGUCCAGCCGUGUGUUUGUGGCCGACCCAGUGAUCUUCACACUCGAACACCUGGAUAAGGAAAACUAUUUCAACCCCAACUGCUCCUUUUGGAAUUACUCGGAGCGAAGCAUGAUGGGAUACUGGUCCACUCAGGGCUGCAAACUGCUGGAAACCAACAAGAGUCACACCACUUGCUCCUGCAGUCACUUGACCAACUUUGCCAUCCUCAUGGCUCACCGUGGAAAUGUGAGAGAUGGGAGUAUGCAUGAAGUUCUCCUCAGCGUCAUCACCAGGAUGGGCAUUGCUGUGUCUCUAGUUUGUCUGGCCAUGAGCCUCUUCACCUUCUGCUUCUUCAGAGGCCUGCAAAGUGACCGCAACACCAUCCACAUAAACCUUUGCAUCAACCUUUUUAUUGGCGAGCUCCUUUUUCUCGUUGGUGUCAACAUGACAGAAGCAGAGCUGUUAUGCUCCAUCAUUGCCGGGAUUCUCCACUUCUGCUUCCUGGCUGCCUUCACCUGGAUGUGUUUGGAAGGCGUGCAGCUUUACCUGAUGCUGAUCGAGGUCUUUGAGAGCGAAGGCUCACGCAUAAAGUAUUACUACAGCUUCGGCUACCUCAUCCCAGCUGUGGUGGUGGGCAUUUCAGCAGCCAUCGACUACAAAAGCUACGGCACAGAGCGAGUAUGCUGGCUGAGGGUGGACAACCAUUUCAUCUGGAGCUUCAUCGGACCUGUAGCCUUAAUAAUAUUUGUCAAUGUCAUCUUCCUGGUGGUGACAAUGUACAGGAUGGUGAAGCAUUCCACCUCCAUGAAACCAGACUCCUCCAGGCUGGGGGGUAUCAGGUCAUGGGUUUUGGGAGCAUUUGCACUCCUCUGUCUUUUGGGGCUCACGUGGUCCUUCGGCUUGUUCUUCCUUAACGAUUCAUCCAUUGUAAUGGCUUACCUCUUCACCAUCUUCAACACAUUGCAGGGGAUGUUCAUCUUCAUCUUCCACUGCCUACUCCAGAAAAAAGUUCGGAAGGAGUACAGCAAAUGUUUCCGUCAGUCUCAGUGCUGUGGCGCUUUGCCAUCUGAGGGCUCCCACAGCUCAGCCAAGGCAGCCACCUCUCGAUCUACAGCCCGCUACUCAUCUGCCACCCAGAGUCGCAUCAGGCGGAUGUGGAACGACACUGUGAGAAAGCAGUCAGAGUCCUCUUUCAUCUCAGGCGACAUAAACAGCACCUCUGCAGUCAACCAGGGGAUGACAGGAAACUACCUCCUAACUAACCCUCUUCUCCGAACCCACGACACUAACCCUUAUAACAACCUGCUCGCAGAAACGGUGGUGUGCAACACCCCCUCUCCACCGGCAUUUCACUCUCCAGGUGCUCAUUUAUCCUCCAACCUUUCGCAAUACCAGCAAGGACAGCACUCCCUCAGCAACAGCAGGGACAUCAGCACCAUGGACACCCUUCCCCUCAAUGGCAAUUUCAACAACAGCUACUCCCUGCGCGACGAUGACUAUGAGGCUGUUGGGGUUCGAGCCCCAGCAGACCUGGGGGGUCUGAACCUGGAUGAUGCUGCCUUUGAGAAAAUGAUCAUAUCCGAGAUUGUCCACAACAACUUAAGGCCCCGUAGGGCUCCCAAAGCCCGCGAUACCCCGAAGGAGAAGGAAAGAGGACUGCCUCCCCAGACCAGGGUCACGGUGGACCGAGGAGGGGGCGGGAGUGGAAGCGAGGAUGACGCCAUUGUGGCAGAUCAUCCCGAGGCCUUAUCGCCAGUGAGAGGAGGUGAAAGAGGGGCCCACACCACGCUGGAGCUACUCCUGCAUCCCCAUCACAAGGAGGUUCUGGAGGCACCCCUUUUACCCCAGAGGACUCACUCUCUGCUCUACAGUGCCCAGAAGGCCCCCAGGCGCCGCGAGGGCCAGAACGGCCACGGCUCUGAGACUGGGAACGCAGAGGAGGACAUGGGCUCUCAUUCACCAAACAAUAACAGAGACUCCCUAUACACAAGCAUGCCAAACUUGAGAGACUCUCCAUCUCCUUCAGCUUCACCGUACCCGCCGGAGGAGGAGGAGGAGCUCUCGCCUUCCCCUCAAAGCGAGAGCGAAGGUGCUUACCACAAAAGCUUGCCUGAGCUCGGGGACGCGGCACAGCCGCUGUCCUACUACCACAUAAACCGAGGCACCAGCGAAGGGUGCAUCGUGCCGCCCAACGCCGAAGACUGUGCGCAGGAGGGGGAGGCACCCACCGACGGACAAAUGCAGCUCAUUACCAGCCUCUGAGCAGGCCACGUAUGUUUGCACAGGUUUGAACAGAUGGGUGCUUUCAGCUGUUGUCCGAAGCGCCCGGCUCCUCACUAGCCCUUCCCGUUAGCACAGGAAGUGAAAGGUUGCUGGACGGCAAAAGGAACGAGUUAAUGACCUUUGCACACAGAUUUCAUUAGCACACAAAACACAUCCAACUAAGGCCAGGCAAAUGUGGGCGUUGGUGUUGCUGCAUUUGGACUAAUGAGGUGCAGAGGAUACCACCGAGGCUGCAGUUUCCAAGAUAAGUCAAGCAUUUCUCUUGUACCGAAAUUGAAGGAUUUAAAAAAAAAACACUCAAAGGAACGCACCAUGAAACUCCUGACAAAUCAUUGGGGGGACUUUUCUGAACCAGGGGCUUUUUAGUCGAGAAGUGGAGAACUAGAAGUAGUGUGGACUCCACUGCAUCGUCAGGACUGUAAAGUAAAGAAACCACUAAUUCAGACUCAGGCCUUAUAUUUUCUCUAUUGCACAUUUAACUAUUGUCAAAAUAACAGCUAAAGAAAAUAUAUUUUGCUGUACCACUGGUGUAAAAAAAGAAAAAAAGAAAAAAACAAACAAAAAAAAGGAAACGGCAACCGUUCAGUAGUUAUGCCCUUUCAAUGUUAGGAUCUUUCAGACAAGGUUAAUAAAAUGGUGGAAAUGUGCUUUUUCCUCUCACACUUGACUUGCUGUAGUAUGUUUGAACAUUAAAAAAAAAAGGUUUUGAGAGAUAUCGGUCCAAAUGAAAAUCAUGCUCACGUCUCUGCUUGUGAAGUGCUUUUGCGUUCAUGGAUUUUUGCCAGUAGUAUCUUUGUCAACACCAGGCCAUGCACAGAUUUUAGACUGAAUUGGAUACUCGUGUAAGUUACUUGAAAUCGAAAACUUUUGUUCAUGUCAUUGCAAUAUAGCCAUCAUGGGAGACAUGUUAUAUCCUUUGACACUAAUUAAUUUAUUAACUUUUCAGAAGAAAAAAAAAAAAAACAACAACAAAAAGGUUGGGAAGUGUGAAAAGUUGCAGCACUGAUUAGGUUGAUCUUCUUUCUUUUGUAAGACCCAUCAUCAGCUGAUAUUUAAUUCAACUCCUGUUUGAUAUCAAAUAAAUGUGAAUUUUUUCUUGUUCGCAGAUGCCUGGUUGCUUAUUGUUUGAAAUUAAGUUUGGAUGAAAAAGCAAUAAAACAAACAAAUGAUGCAUUGCGAAAUUCCUGCAAUGUGCACUCUUA